This is a messenger RNA of Dreissena polymorpha, 16863 nucleotides long. RefSeq names its product menin-like. Gene Ontology annotation, molecular function: chromatin binding; Y-form DNA binding; transcription cis-regulatory region binding. Gene Ontology annotation, biological process: regulation of transcription by RNA polymerase II; negative regulation of cell cycle; negative regulation of cell population proliferation. Gene Ontology annotation, cellular component: nucleus; histone methyltransferase complex; chromatin. The record is from RefSeq and is a predicted model, not a curated record. The transcript has 6 exons. The coding region runs from base 2 to 2257 and encodes 751 amino acids. NCBI's taxonomy places the organism in Eukaryota, Metazoa, Mollusca, Bivalvia, Myida, Dreissenidae.
GAUGGCGGGAUUUGAGAGUGUCAAACAGCGGUUUCCACUACAAAACAUUGCAUGCGUAGUGGACUUAUUCAGAGACCAGUUGGAAAACCCAGAGAGAAUUGACUUGAGUCUACUUUCCAUUAUCUUAGGAGCUAUUGAGAAUUCGCUGACAAUACACCGAUCUGUGACAACGAACCGAGAAAAUGACGCUAAACUGUUGCCGAUUUUCCCCAUAAUUGAAUGGGAGACAAUCGAGUGUUUGUAUACAAAAUUCGUGACAUUGAUUAAGAGCACAGUCGAUUUGUCGCAGUAUCCAUGUGACUUUGCAUCUAGAGAAUUGGUCAAGAAAGUCUCAGAUGUUGUGUGGGGAGGGCUGACACGAGCGUUCUACAAAGAUAAAGCACAUCUGCAGUCAUUGUUUAGUUUUUUGACAGGGAACAAACUAGAUUGUUUUGGUGUUGCGUUUGCGUGUGUAGCUGCAUUCCAAGUACUUGGCUUCAAGGAUGUUGUGCUGGCUCUGUCAGAGGACCACGCUUGGGUCAUGUUUGGUGAAAACCAGCAAUAUUCUGCAGAGGUCACAUGGCAUGGUAAAGGAAAUGAAGACAAGAGAGGUCAACCAAUCUGUGAGGAUGUGUCACAGAAGAAGUGGCUGUACCUAAAUGGCCAUCCUGUGGUGUGCACCCUGGAGAUGGAAGUGGCAGCCAUCGUAAACGCAAUUAACCCCUCCAUCACCACCACCAUAGACAGUGUGGAAAUGGGAUCAUUACAGCAGGAACUUCUUUGGCUGUUGUAUGAUAUGGGACAUUUAGCCAAAUACCCAAUGGCCCUGGGUAACCUUGGCGACUGUGAGGAGAUCUGUGAGACCCCGGGGCGCCCCACUCCCCAGAAACUGUUCAAUGAGGGUGUGCAGUCGGCGGUGCAUUACUAUGACAACCAGCACAUCUACCCCUACACAUUCCUUGGUGGCUAUCUGUACAGGAUGGGCAAGUACAAUGAGGCCUUGGAAGCCUGGGGGAAGGCAUCUGCUGUCAUAAAAAAGUACAAUUACUACAGAGAAGAUGAGGAAAUUUACAAGGAGUUUAUUGAAAUAGCAAACGAAUGGUUACCAAACAUUAUGAAGUCUGUCUCCAACGACAACGCUUCGAGACUACGCCGCUCCACUCUUCUGUUCGACACAGAAUCUUAUGCCAACUUUCUGAGAUUCUAUGACGGUAUAUGCCAGUGGGAGGAAGACAGCCCAACCCCUGUCCUUCACACAGUCUGGGCAAAGCAGUUUGUGUAUUCCCUGGGAAAGUUUGACAGCCGAGUCAGGAAGUGUGUCCGAGUUCACAGGGAGGAGGGUGAGGAUGAGGAAUCUGAAAGUGAGAGUGAGAGCAGUGAGGGGGAACAUGGUGAGGAGUGUGAUGUCAACGGCAACGGGAUUGUCCACGGCAACGGGAUUGUUGUCAAGGAUGUGGUCAAAAAGGUCGUGAAGGAAGAAGUAAAAAAGGAGCACACGAGGGGGAGGAAACCCAAGAGGAAGAGGACAAAGAGUGGGAAACUGGUUGAAAAUGGGGAUGAGAUGGAGGAGCAUGUGAAUGGGUCGGAUAUGGAGGCGAAAAUGAGGCACACAAUUGAGGAGUUGGUCUCCAAGGUGGGUGAUAACGACAGUCAGCGAGAAACUCCGCCCAAUCCUAACAUCGCUGCCCUCGCGCAGGCUUGCAGCGAGUCUAUCUUGAAUCCAGACUAUCUGAUAGCGGGAGGUGAACCCUUUACAAGUACUGGAACUACGAGAUCCACUCCAUCCUCUACAAGUGAGCGAGGAGUGAAUGUUGACGUAAACGAGUUUCUGAGUUCAAAGACCAAUAGCACACCAUUUGUAGGAAUGACAGUAGACUCCAUGCUAAAGGCAGAAAGCCCUGCGGACAUGAUGAUGUUUAGAAAGGCGCCAGACAGCGCGUUAGCGGAGGAUUUGCAGACACCUGAGCCGGAGGGGCUUGAUGCUAAUUCGGAGGUAGACGCCAUAACGUCUAAUAGUGUCAGCACAAAGACUGAAGUUGAGGCGGAGACGUUGAAUGACAGUUUAAGGGUGGUCUUCUCCCCUGACCCAGUAGAUCUCUUGUUGUACAGUCAGAAGAUGGCGGGUCUAAGGAAACUUCUGUCUGCGGGGAAGCUGAACUCGAGUGCAAUAACUCUUCAGUUGACCGCCCAGUCACAGACUGACUUUGGGCGAAACAAGCGUGGCGUUGAGGUGGAACAUUCACACACACGCAAACGUACAAGGAGAGAAGUUUUCUGAGAUUGUUGAAAGUUAAUCUCUGGGCCAUUGUCCUUUGAAGUCCACAAUUCUUACAUGCUUAGUUACUUGGUAUUUGUAGAAAUGUCAUCCUUAGAAAAGUUGUUUGCUUGGGAUAAUGCAACUGACCUAACCAAAUUACCCCUACCAAAUUUGUUUUGAGGUAGAUUAAAAAACAUUUUUGGCGAAGUUCACAAGAAAUACAUUAUUGUGUGAACACUCAUGAUCUGUCUUUUCUGCAACAUGUUCUUUCAUUAUAGAUACAGUACACUCCACGCGUUUUCCCCAAUUUCCCUCCAUACUCCGCGGGUUUCGACCUGGAGGGAGAUUAAGAAAAUCCCGCUAUACGCGGCGUUUGCAUGAUUUUGUACGCGGCGGUUAACGAUCGGCAAAACUGAUAAGCCGACGCGGCGGCCCUCGGCGUUGGCAACGCGGGGGAAACUCCGCGUUUUACGAGAUAACGAUCAAUUUAAUUUUGUUUGACUUCCUGAUUUUCAAAUAAAAUUACAUUUAUUAAAAGUGCAUACAUGUACAUGUAGUAUAAUGUUUCCAAUUAAAAAAAAACAACCAAGAUAGAUCAAUCCCGACGUGGUUGUAGAAGUAGUUGUUGUUGUAUAGAAAACUCGUUGAUUUACGACACACAAAACGUCGUCUUUUAACUAAUACUUACCAAUUAAUAUAAACACAGUUUGCAACAUUGUUUUUAUUUUGAUAAUUUAAUCCAAAGUUUUCAUGUUAGCAGGUGAUUUUCUAUACUGAACAUGUAUACAAAUGACCAAGGACCCUAAAAAUCUCGCAAAUCUGUGUGAAUUGACAGUUUGACGUAAUCAAAGAAAAGCCGCUUCCUGUCUAAAGGCAUAACUUACUCAAGUAAACACGUUCAACGAAUGCAUAAGGAAUGGUUUUAAUUGUCGGAACAUAGUCAAUUCUCUGCUGGCUAAUGCAUUGAAUUUCUCUUUGUUUGUAGGUUAUUCCAUUGAUUGCUAAACGGUGGUAACUAUUGAGUAGAUAAUUGCAUUUAAUAUUCACAGUUGUAUUCUUGUUGCGUCGACAUUCUAAACAAUGUUUACCAGUAAUUAUGGACCAAAUCAGCAGAGUGACAUUCACACAUGUUAAUCCCUUUUGUCAAAACACCGCAGACAGCAGUCUACACAAUAGGUCAGUAGACAAGCUUUGCGUGUUUUCAUAACGUCAAACACUUAAAAUCCAGUUCCGCCCAGAUGUCUUCUGUAAUCAGUUUACAGUACAAUUAGUGUUAAAAUAAUUACUCUACUAAAAUACCGUAUCGAUAAAGAUUCGGCGUGUUCGAUUUGAAAUUAUUUAAGAGGAAAUAUCAACUUAUUCGAGAUAUAAUUUCGUUAAUAAAUACCAAAGAAACUUUUAACCGAAAUCAACAAUGCUCUCUGCGCUACAAAGUUUGUAUAAAAAAAUCAAUACACGCACGCUUUGCAGGAGUAUACGUUGUACCUUGACCUUGUACAUUGCAGCAUAAUUUUCGCGCGCUUUUGUCGGGAAAUAUACAUGAGGACUGUAUAUUGGAAGCAUUUGUAAACGUCGUGUAAACAAUUAAAAAUCGUAGUGUGUUUCGGAUUACUAAUUAUUAUUCUCAUUUGGAAAUUUUACGGAACAUUUAUUCUUGUGUCAUAUGUGUUGAUUUAAAUAUUAAUUUGUCAAAUGUAUUAUAUUAGACUAAUUCAUAUUGUAGACGUACCUGUGAAUUAAAAACAUAUUUUUUAUAUGUAUUAAUUUUCUAUACAAUUAUCUUUUUUAUACAUGUACUACAGUAUUUAAACAAUUUAUUAUAACAUGUUUUUAUUUUUUGGCAUGUCCAGUAGCACACUGCUAACGCGGCGUUGCGCGGCGAUCACUGAUAAGAACGGAAAGUGUCUGCAUUUACCGACUAGCCUAAAGUAAUACACGCCGCGGGAAUUAGCGAACGCGGCGUAACGCCGAGCGUUUUAUCGAGUUUACCUCGCUCUUCCAACGCCGCGUGAACACUCGCUAGCAGAAAAAACCCGCGGAGGGAGCGCGUUUUUUGGGGAAAACGCGUGGAGUGUACUGUAACUGCUCUUCCACCAGCUGUCAUUUACGCUCUGGGAAUUUAUAGUUUGAAGGAAGUCUCUUAUGAACGCAAAUCCAUUUUAUUCGGAUAGUGUCAUUUUCGGAAAAGGUUACCUGUGAUGACACUUUAUGCACAUGCAGUAAGCCCCAAUAUUCCCAGAGCUCAGCUUAAGUAUUUUUCUUUCACAUGUGGGACAAUUCCGUAAUACACAGACUUUUACUGUUAUCACAAUAUAUAUCAAUCAAUAGAUCCACAUGUAAACAAUCUUAAAAAAUUGUUUCACCUACUUUGUUACCCACAUGUCCUGCUAUGGGUUUUGUUAUCCCAUACAAGCCUUUUUAUAAGGAUUUCCCAAUAUAUGUCUUUUAAAAAUGUUGUUACCAUUAAUUAGUAAUGAAAUUGUUGUUAAUGUGUUUAAGUUUGUUUAAACUGUUCUUUUGAAUAAAAAAGCAGUUGAAAACUCCCGUUAUCUUUCAGUUACUGGUAUAUAAUACUUACCUUGUUAAAAGUACUUGUAUUAAAUUUUUAAGAUUUUGUAACAGGAAUAUUUUUCUUGUGGGAAAAGUUCUCUUUUGGGUGAAAUCUUUCCUGUGGGUAAAAUAAGUACAUUGAAACUAUGCCUGCAAUAGUAGAUAAUUUACUAGCUAUCAUUUUGCAUUAUUAUUGACGAAGUUAUUGUUGAUUGAAGUGAAUAUCUUUAUAAGUGAAAUUGAAAGUGAAGUGAAACUUUGUAUGCAAUUGUAGAUAUUUCAUGUUGUCACUUUGCAUUGUUAUUUAGGAUGUUAUUGAUGGAUGUUAUAGUUAAUUGAAUAUCAUCACUUGCUUGAUGUUUGCUGUUCUAGUGAUACAUGCAUGUUAUUUGUAAGUAUUGCCAAGUGAUAUGAAUUUGAAGUAUUUAACACAACAUAAUAUAGGAGGAAAUGUCUCGUUACUAAGUAUAUAUUGAUUGACAAUCAAGGCUUUGAAAAUAACUGGAAUUUAAAAACUGUUCAACAAUACACAAUAAUUCUAUUAUGAUCUGUGCUCUGAGAAAACUGGACUUAAUGCAUGUUCGUAAAGUGUAAUCCCAGAUUAGCCUGUGCUGUCUGCACAGGCUAAUCAAGGUUGACACUUUUUGCUAAGACUGGAUAUUCUUAUAGAAGAAAUUUCCUAUAUACAAAAAAUUCUAUAAAGUAGAAACUGGUGUCUCUGAUAGGCUUGUGCUGACUGCACAGGCUAAUGUGGGUUGAAACUUAAUGCACAUGCAUUAAGCCAUGUUUUACCAGAGUGAGGCUUAUUUUUAGUAUGAAGUAGAAAUAUGUGUAUUUUGUUCAAAACAUGUUUCAUUCAGUGAUUAUAUACAUACAUAUUCCUAUGAGAUUUGAUAUUGCUUUGUAAUUAUAUUCUACAUGGGAAAAGUUGUCUAUAUAGGGAAAUAAAAAAUACAAUAAAAAGGUAAUCUUUCACAUAUUUGUGUCAAUUUGUACUUCAUGCUGUAAGGUAACAUGGUGUUGUUGUAUAAAACAAAGUUGAAAUGUUUUUUUAUAUUGCUUAUGCAUAAAGGGACAUAUCAUUGAAUAUUUCAGUUUCUAUUAUUUCAAAAUAAUAUUUUUAAAUAAGUCUAUAUUAUAUGGUUUUUAACGUAGGUCUCAUUGUAUAAACAAAAUAUUUUGUUUAACAAACAUGCACAGCUUUCUCAAUUGUGUGGACAAUUGAUAACGGCUUUGAGUGUUGUAAAAUUCUCAUUUUUUGGUGAUUUUAAAUCUCACAGACUGUGUCUGUUGAUAAAAUACUUGUUGGGAUAUAUUUCUGUUUUUCAUUAUUUCUUCCAAUUGCCAUUCAUGAUUGCUACAAAAUAAAUAUGUGCAUAGGAAAAGCGAAUAUUUUUUAUUGAAAUAUUGUAGAUAGGCCCCUUUAAGUGUUAACAGUUAUUAUUGCAUGCAUUUUGAAAGUGCUAUUUCUAUGAAAGUGCUAUUGUUUAAUUGGUUGUGGUGUGCAGCAAAUUUUAGUACAAUUUCAUGUAAUUUCAUAUCUAUGACCCACUUCUUGUCAGCAAUUAUGUGUUCUGAUGGAAGUUACAUACUAAAAUUGAACCAUCAUGGACCACACCUGACUAUAGACUUACUUCUAUGUGUACAUGUCCUGAACCAUCAUGGACCACACCUGACUAUAGACUUACUUCUAUGUGUACAUGUCAUGAACCAUCAUGGACCACACCUGACUAUAGACUUACUUCUAUGUGUACAUGUCAACUAUUCAUGUCUCUCUUGAAAUUGCUGUAUGUUAGGAAAAUCAAAGGAUGGGCAUGACACAAUUUAUUUAUUGGAUUUUAAAGCCAAUCAAUGUCACACCUGGCCUUCCUGUAGUAACAACUCAGCUGCAGUCAAUUAUCAUGUAGCACUCCUUUGUAGGCGGAGAUUUUUUAGGCAGUAAAAUGGUUAUAAGCUAAUUGAAAUGCUCAGUUACCUUUUGCUAUGAAAUGUACGCAUGUGUCACUUUGUAUCAAGUAUUCAACCCUUAUGUAGUCCACAGUAUCUCUCUUAAUUUCUUUGUUUUAUUUUUUCGAUAGGACUGGGGCUCGGAAAACAACAGCAAAAUUAUCAAGUAUUUGGUGUGAAAAAAAGCCAUAAUUACUUUAAACCUUAAAUUGGAUUCGUGAAUUCAUGUCAAAGAUAUGUUAACCCUUUACCACUUACAUGUAGAUAUGCACUUUAACGCAUUUGUAGUCCCUCAGAAAGUAACAUUUAAUUAAAUACCUUUCUUACUAAAUUCAAGUUUUAAAGGCUUUAUUUCCAACCUUUAGAUACUGAUGAGCAGCAAACAGCAUGAAACCUGAACAGACUGCAAGUUACUUGCAGGCUGUUCUGGUUUUAUGCUGUUUGCACAUUGCUUUUAGUUUAAUCCUAUUUAUUUUAGCUUGAUCGCAUUGAAAGCCUAAGGCUUAUAUAAAUGCUCUCGAGUCUGUUUCCUGGGCCUAGAACCAGUACUUGGUGUCUUUGAGGGAGAUUUAAAGAACUCUCCCACAGUGGGGAUUGAACCCAUGACCUCCUGGUCGCUAGGCGGACACCAUAUCCAUUACACCACGGCGACCUUGAAACAUAAUUGCUUUUAGGUGUUAAAGACAUUGUGAGCAAAGUCAAUCCAAUGUCAUUAUGUGCAUUAUCUUUUUUUGUCAGGUACCCACAGUCUCACUAGUAUACAUAAUUAUGUUUAAAUUGAUUGAAUGAAUUUAUUUUACCCAAGCUAUGAAAUUUAGACUAGACAUGAUUUUCAUCCAUUUUUUUAACAUAAUUGCUUGAAAAAAUUAUGCUCUGUUAAAUGCUUAGUGUCUUUGUUGUUCUGCUUUUUGUUGUGUUAUGUUGUGUUGUGUUUAUCUCUUGCCUCCUGUUUUGAAUCUCUGAAGUGCAAUUUAUUGGUAAAACAGAGUUUCCAUUUACAGAGCUGUUUGCAGCUGCUGUAUGGUUUUAUCGGAAUGAUAAAGUUUGAGACUAUUUUUGUAGCAUUUUACAACAUAUUUUAGUUUGUUGAUUUUGUACUUCUGUAGGGCACAUGCGUUAUACAAUUGUAAAUAAAAUAAUGUUUUGAGAAACAACAUCUUAGUUUGUUGUAGUUAGUUGAUACUGUUACGUGUUCUUUCAAUUGUUAUUGCUUGUUUAUAUCAUCAUUUGUCAAUUGUACUUUGAUGUGUGAUUCUGAAAAUGUUGUUAAUUUAGAGAUGCCUUUAAUAGUCAGCUUUUGUCUGAAUGGCAUAUUGAUAGUGUUGUGCAUGCAUUAAGACAUACAUUUAGAGUAAACAACAAUUCUUACACCGAGGAUUAUUUCAAUUAAUAACAAUAUAUUGACAGAUUUGGAGAAAAAAAUAUUGUUCUAUAAAUAUUAAUUGUGUUUGACAGUGUAAUUUUUAUGUCCCCCACUAUAGUAGUGGGGGACAUAUUGUUUUUGCCCUGUCUGUUGGUUGGUCUGUUGGUCUGUUGGUUGGUUGGUUGGUUGGUUUGCGCCAACUUUAACAUUUGCAAUAACUUUUGCAAUAUUGAAGAUAGGAACUUGAUAUUUGGCAUGCAUAUGUAUCUCAUAGAGCUGCACAUUUAGAGUGGUGAAAGGUCAAGGUCAUCCUUUAAGGUCAAAGGUCAAAUAUAUGGGUCAAAAUCACUCAUUUAAUGUACACUUUUGCAGUAUUUCAAUAUUCAAGAUAGCAACUUGAUAUUUGGCAUGCAUGUGUAUCUCAUGGAGCUGCACAUUUUGAGUGGUGAAAGGUCAAGGUCAAGGUCAUCCUUCAAGGUCAGAGGUCAAAUAUAUGUGGCCCAAAUCGCUAAUUUUAUGAAUACUUUUGCAAUAUUGAAGAUAGCAACUUGAUAUUUGGCAUGCAUGUGUAUCUCAUGGAGCUGCACAUUUUUAGUGGUGAAAGGUCAAGGUCAAGGUCAUCCUUCAAGGUCAAAUAUAUGGGUCAAAAUUGCUCAUGUAAUGUCACUUCUGCAAUAUUGAAGCUAGCAAUUUUAUAUUUGAAAUGCAUGUGUAUCUAAUGGAGCUGCACAUUUUGAGUGGUGAAGGGUCAAGGUCAAGGUCAUCCUACAAGGUCAAACGUCAUAUAGGGGGACAUUGUGUUUCACAAACACAUCUUGUUAAUUUUGCAGAGGCUAAUCAGGGAGGACACUUUCCCCUUUUAUGGAAUUUUUUGUUUAAAAGUCUCUUCUAACAAAAUGCCAGUGUAGAUGGUAAGUGUUGUCCUUGACUAGCAUGUCCACACUCUUCAGGCGUAUAUUGGACAUAUCUUAAUGCAAAUUCAUUAAGCCCAGUUUUCCAAGAACAAGGCUGAUAUAGAAGCAGUCUACACUCAAUAUUUUGUGUUUCUGUUAUAAGGUGAUCCUUUAAUUGUCAUAUCAGGUAUAUAAGAACCAAUUAAUGUUGAGACCAACUUUAUUGUCUUUCAAUGGAAAUUGGAUAUAUCAACUCCAGGAUUAUUUUUUUAAUGAAUAUCAAAUUUGUCAGAUCAUCCGCCUAUUCAUUAAAGUCUCUUGUUUAGAAAUUAUUGAUUUAAGAAUUGUGUUUGCACAGUUUUUUGCGUACUUGUGAACUCGAACAAUUACAUCUUUGAAAUAUGUCCUAUAUCCAUUCUAAUUUCUGUUCGUGCAUAUGUAUCACAUGGUAAACAUCAAGUCUAGCUGGAUAUUCUUAUCUAUUUUACUCAAUGGGGACUAAAAACUGUUGAUAACUGUUACUGUAUUUUUAUAUAUGUAUUCAUGCAUUUAGAUAAGUGUUUAGUUAAUGUUGGCACUUCAUUUUUCCAUACCACAUUGUAUAUUUUUAAGUGCUCUGGAAGAAUGGGCCUUAAUGCAUGUGGGUCAAGUGUCUGGUAGUCCGCACAGGUUAAUCAGGGACGCAACUUCCACCUUAACCCUUUAAGUGCUGGAACCGAAUUUUGAAGGCCUUUGCAAACAGUUUGGAUCCAGAUGAGACGCCACGUUCUGAACUGUUUGCUAUUCUGAUAGUAUUCUUGGAAAGAAAACGAAGAAAAUGCUAAUUUUAGAAAUUCAGCAGACGACAUUUUAGCAGACAACAAAUUUCCCAGCAUGCAAAGGGUUAACUGGAUUUUGGCUAAGAAGAGUCUUCUUUAUAAACGAAAAAUCCAUGGAAGUGCAAAUUUUCGUCCCUGAUAAGCCUGUGCAGAGUUCGAUGGCUAAUCUGGGAGUACAUAAUGUGCAUGCAUUAAGCCCUGUUUUCUCAGAAUGCUGCUAUUAUUCAUCUUUAAUGGGUCAUCAUUCCAUCUUUUAGUAUCAUUUAAACUUUUCUGUGAUAACAUUUUAGUGUGAAUGUUUUAACUGAUCGUAUUUAUAAAAAAAAAAGAUCACAUUUUAUUGGUAUUGUUUAAGUACUUCUAUUGAUGUACUAUUGUUUCUAAUAAGUAAAGUUUCCAUGACACCCAUUUGUAAGUCAUUGUUAAAUUAGACUUUGGGUUGUCAGUUUUCCAAGUUUACGGUCAGCACUUUGUAUUGCAUGUAUUCUCUCUUUUUUUGGUAUAUAAAAUACACUUUUAUUGCUGCAAUCAGAAAUUAUGUCUAAUGUAGUAUAGUGGAGGUAGCAGUGCCUGUGGUAGUAAGCCAAUUUUUGCUAGUAUUUCAUAAAACACAAAAUAUCUGAUUGUUUUCAAAUACCCAUCUGCUUAAUAGAUCAUUUUUACUUCAACAUGUGUUUAAAAUAUCUUCCAACUACAAACAACUAAUGAAAAAACUGAAAUUAUUCCCAUACAGUUAAUAGCAAUUUUCAUUAAAGGGAAUUAAGUUGUGUUUGCGGGUUACACUAUAGUAACUAAAAAACAGGUAACAUUACACCAUUCAUUUAUUCAACCCAAUAAUUAAAUGCAAUAUGUUUUCAUGUAAAAAAAAAUAAAAAUAAAUAAUUUCUUAUUGUCACAAAUGUUUAUGUUGCUCAUCAAGCAAAUGGGUAUUACUCAUCAGUCAGUCCUUAUUUUUAGCUCUACUGGCCGAAGGCCGGAAGAGCUUAUUUCAUGGUGUGGUUUCCGUCGUCCGUCCGUCCGUGCGUCAGACUUUUUCUUGUUUACGCUAUAAAGUCCACAGUUUUCAUCCGAUUCUUCUCAAACUUGUUCAGUGUCUUUAUAUUAAUGAGGACUCGAACCCUAUGAUGAAAAUGGGUUACAUCAGAGUUAAAAGUCCAGAAUUAUCUCCACUUGAAUUUGACAAAAUUGUGAAAUAAGGCUUGUUUACGCAAUAAAGUCCACAGUUUUCAUCCAAUUAUUUCCCAACUUGCACAGUGUCUUUAUCUGAAUGAUGAGUCAAACCCUAUUGAAAAUGAGCAAUAUCGGACCUAUAAGUCCAGGAUUAUCUCCCCUUGAAUUUGAGAAAAAAAUGAAACUUCAGUUUUUAGCUCACCUGAUUGCUCAGGUGAGCUUUUCUGACGAAUCUUUGUCCGUCGUAUGUCCGUCCGUCUGUAAACAUUUGCUCGUAAACACUCUAGAGGCCACAUUUCUUGUCCCAUCUUCAUGAAACUUGGUCAGAAGCUUUGUCCCAAUGAAAUCUCGGCCGAGUUCGAAACUGGGAUGUGCCGGGUCAAAAACUAGGUCACUAGGUCCAAAAAAAAGAAAAACCUUGUAAACACUGUAGAAGUCACAUUUUAUGCCAAAUCUCCAUGUAACUUUGUCAAAAUGUUUGUCUUAAUAAUAUCUUGGUUGAGUUAAAAAGUGGUUCCGAUCCGUGGAAAAACAUGGACGCCAGUGGGCGGGGCAGUUUUCCUUAUUUGGCUAUAGAGAAACCUUGUUAACACUCUAGAAGUCACAAUUUUUGCCCAAUCAUCAUGAAAGUUGGUCAAAAUAUUGGUUAAAUUGAUGUUUUGGACGAGUUCGAAAAUGGUUGAGAUCGGUGAAAAAACAUGGCCGCCAGUGGGCGGGGCAUUUUUCUCUAUAUGUAUACAUGUAUAGUGGCAGUUUUCCAUAUUUGGCUUUAGAGAAACCUUAUAAACACUCUUGAAAUCACAAUUUUUGCCCAAUCAUCAUGAAAGUUGGUCAAAACAUUGGUUUUAUUGAUAUCUCGGACAAGUUUGAAAAUGGUCGGGAUUGGUGAAAAAACAUGGCCGCCAGUGGGCGGAAAUUUUUCUCUAUAUGUAUAUAGUGAAAACAUGUGAACACAGUAGAAGUCACAUUUUUGGCCCAAUUUUCAUGAAAUUUGCUCAGAACAUUUGUUUCCUUGAUACGAGAGUUGAGUUCAAAAAUGGUUUUGAUCAGUUGAAUAACAUGGCUUCUGGGAGGGGGGCAGUUUUCUCAUUAUGCCCCCCCCCCCCUUUCGAAGAAGAGGGGGUAUAUUGUUUUGCUCAUGUCGGUCCGUCCCUCCACCAGAUGGUUUCCGGAUGAUAACUCAAGAGCGCUUAUGCCAAGGAUCAUGAAACUUCAAAGGUACAUUGAUCAUGACUCGCAGAUGACCCCUAUUGAUUUUCAGGUCACUAGGUCAAAGGUCAAGGUCACGAUGACCCGAAAUAGUAAAAUGGUUUCCGGAUGAUAACUCAAAACGCUUAUGCCUAGGAUCAUGAAACUUUAUAGAUACAUUGAUCAUGACUCGCAGAUGACCCCUAUUGAUUUUCAGGUCACUAGGUCAAAGGUCAAGGUCACGGUGACCCAAAGCAGUAAAAUGGUUUCCGGAUAAUAACUCAAGAACGCUUAGGCCUAGGAUCAUGAAACUUCAUAGGUACAUUGAUCAUGACUGGCAGAUGACCCCUAUUGAUUUUCAGGUCACUAGGUCAAAGGUCAAGGUCACGGUGACCCAAAAUAGUAAAAUGGUUUCCAGAUGAUAACUCAAGAACGCUUAUGCCUAGGAUCAUGAAACUUCAUAGGUACAAUGAUCAUGACUUGCAGAUGACCCCUAUUGAUUUUUGGGUCACUAGGUCAAAGGUCAAGGUCACGGUGACCUUAAAUAUUAAAAUGGUUUCUGGAUGAUAACUCAAGAAGGCUUGUGCCUAGGUUCAUGAAACUUCAUAGGUAUAUUGAUCAUGACUCGCAGAUGACCCCUAUUGAUUAUCAGGUCACUUGGUCAAAGGUCAUGGUCACAGUGCCAAGAGACGUAUUCACACAAUGGCUGUCAAGGUCACGGUGACUCAACUUAGAAAAAUGGUUUCCGGAUGAUAACUCAAGAAUGCUUACGCCUAGGAUCAUGAAAUUUAAUAGGUACAUUUAUCAUGACUUGCAGAUGAAAUAAUGAUGAAACUUGACCAGGAUGUUUGUCUGGACAAUAUCUAGUUCAAGUUUGACAUUUGGUAAAGAUUGAAUGAACCGACUCCUCUCAGGUGAGCGAACUAGGGCCAUCUUGGCCCUCUUGUUUUAUGUGAUAAAGUUGCACAGUGUCUUUGUAUCAAUGAGGACUCAAAUAGCCAGUAGAGCGAUUCAGGCCCUCAUGGGCCUUUUGUUUACUCUUCAGUCUGCUGUUGUUGACAAUAGAUGCACCUGAACUCAGAGUCUCUCCUUAAGACUGACACAGAUGUACAGAACCUCACUGACCCCAUUUAACAAUUACGAGGGAUGUACAUCCUCUCAACGCUGCUUGGAAUCUCUUGUGAUACACACAUCUUCUGUAUCAGUGCUGUUUUUGCUGUCAUCUUAUGAGGCUUCUAUUAGCUGGCCAAUUAUGUGUUUGGUUUGGAUUCCAACAGUGCAUGGUUUGGGUUUAGAUUUUGGUGAUCUGCUGUUCUUUCCUUUUUCUCUAAUUGCUGAUGAUCUUCUUUGAUUUGGUUGAUUUUUCUACAUUUUGGGAUUUUCUUUUUCAUCUUGCUCUCUCACUGUGUUUGCAUUUAAUUCAGAGAGCAAGUUCCCUGUGACUGUUGGCGGAGGAAUAUAUUUUUUUCGAGGUCUCUGUUUCACGGUUGUUAUCAGCCUAGUUUUCAGGUAAUCAAUCUCUUUAUUGACAGUGUUGUUCUUGUUGACAGUUGACUGUUCUAUGGCUAUUGUAAUGCUUGGUUUAUUGUCAUCUUGGUUUGUAGAGUUUCUUCAGUGGACCAAAUACCCAACAUCAAGGGACUGAGUUAGAUGGUUAGUGUGGGGUGGCAAUACAAAUAGAACCACAUUGUGGUCUUUUGCCCAGUCAGCAAGGGUCAAGGACAAGUGGACCUUGUGACCAUCAUAAAGCACUAGAACUGGCUUAUGCGAGGCUCCUUCUAAUCUGGCAUGCUUUGCAAAAUGACACAUGAGAUAGGUCUCAAACAGGCCCCCGUUGGCAAAGCCACUGUCUGACAUCCCUCCAGAUGAACCUGGGAGUGCGUCCUCUAAAAGCUGAUCCACCCACCGCUUCCAUGGGAACACAUACAAUGGGGGAUGUGAUUUCCAAUUUGCAUUUGCUCCACCAACAAUUGUCACAGUCUUGGUCCUUGGAGUUGUGAUGGCCUGUGGCUUGCAGUCACUUCCACAUACAACCAUGUGGGGGUGUUCUCAGAGAAGCCUGUUUCAUCUAUGUUGAAGAUUCUCUCAGGGGCAUUCAAUAGGUCAUUUUGGUGCAGAACAGAAAAGUACUUGACAAUUGUCUGUUCAGGUGAUGAUUUAGCCCUUGAAGUGGUGAGUUUCUGUGGGGUCACAACAUUCAGCUCCUUGUGUCUUUUCAAAAAGGAGUAAAAACAUGGUUUGCUAAGUUAAUCCUUAGCAAUUGUCUUUCUCAGUGGCUGGGCAUAUCCUGCUGAUACACUGAGGACUUUAGAUACUGGGUAUCCAUAACCAUUAUUACCCAUGUGGAUAAAAUGGUCUGCAGUUGCUUUUCUUCUUCAGGGUUGGAAGAGUCUGGCUGGCCCCAUGGUGCAGUCCAGCGCUACAUUCCCCCUGGUCCUAUCCCUCAGUGUUGACUCAGGAACCCCAUACAUACGUGCUGCCCUAUACACUGAGGUCCCAGAUAAGGUUGCAUGGAAAGCCCUCUGUAAAUUAUCCCUGUCAUAGGGCUUCUUUUCUCUUGCAUGUGUUUCUCUCUGAAAAUAAAAAAACAACACAAUUUUGAUGUGGGACAAUAACUUAACAGACAAUAAAAAUACUACAUUCUAACCCAUUUAAAAUUGGACACAGGUUCAGUUGAAUGUAACCAAAUAAUAUUUACUACAUUUUAAUCUCCUGUGAUUAGCAGACAUCUAAAAAACCAAAGUGGUUUAAGAAAGGAAAAUCCUAAUUUUCUUUUAUUUUCUGAUUGAAAACGUGUCAUAUAUAAAUUUCUGACAAAGUCAAAUAAAAACCUUACCAGAAUAUGAUUCAUUAUUCUAAAAUCAGCUUUGACAAUGAGUUGACAGAAACCGGAACCUUGUUGAAGAGGUAAACAAAGUAGGUGGAGCUGUUUAUCAAAUACCGCGAUAAUUGCUUAACCAAGAGCACUGCUUACCGGAGUAUACUUUAUAAAAUUUACAUUUAAAGAUUUCUGAGCAAAAUUCGUUUUAAUUAUAUUCUUGUUUUUUAGUUUUUAGUCUUGGAUUGUUAAGUAUGGGUCAAGAAGUGUCUUUUAAGUGUCAACUUGACUGUUUAGUCCAGAGUUGCAGACAUUUUAGCAUUGUUCUGGGAAAACUGGUCUUAAUGCAUGUGUGUAAAAUGUCGUGCCAGAUUAGCCUUGUAGUCCACACAGGCUUAUCAGGGACACGACUUUCCACAUCCUCUGGAUUUUUCGUUUAGAAAAUACCUCUUUUAAACAAAAAUUCCAAAAAAGGAAUGUGAUGUCUCGAUUAGCCUGUGCAGACUGCACAGUCUCAUCUGGGACAACAUUUUACGCACAUGCAUUAAGCCCAAUCUUCCUUGAGAGCAACUCAUUUUUUACCAGAUUCACCUUUAACUAAGGACAUAUGGAAAAUUCAUAGAAAAUAAAUCUUAUGAUAUUGGUUUAUUCAUAUUAUUUAUAUGCUUUUGUUUUUUAAACCACUUGUGGUUUUUUUUGGUUCCAAAUUGUUUUCAAAAUCAACACACACAGUUAAACAUUUUUGUAAAAAAAUCCAAUUAAUUAUUUAUUGACAUGGUUUACAUUCUAGUAAAUGAUUGUUUACUUUGAUUUUAGCAAAUAAAUAAUUUGUGUAUGAUUUCUAUGAAUGAUAAAAUGUGCCUGUUCUGAUUAUUUUAUUAUUGUAUUGUUUUUGGCAUAUAUCUAAUGUUUGAUUAUGUUUCUAUCUAUUCCGUUUAGUUGUAAUUAGCUGUAGAAAUUAUUUGUACAUCCCAUCAGAAAAUAUAUAAUGGUGAAAUAAAUUUAUACAUCUUCACUUUUUCAGUAUGUUGAUAUAAUUGCAAUAAACAGUGCUUUGUUUUAUAGGGGGAAAUAAGGGGUUUGUUAACAAUUGGUUCAAUACUUUGUAUUGUUCACAUUCUGUUUCAUAUGAAGGGAUACUUGGGCUAUUUUGUUAGUUUUGUUAAAUUAAUUGUUUUAAAUAAAAAGUGGGAAAACUGACCUAUAUGGUUGUUCAGCAGUGUUUAUUUCAUGAUUGUGGGUGUUUUAGUAAGGGCUGAAUAUAUGUUUUUGUUCUCCUUUGCUCUGAAAGUUAUCGCCAUUCAUAGAACUGGAAUUCAGACAUAUUAUAUGUUUGUUUGGAAAUCUCUCUGGAUUAAUUUAUUGAAAUAUUAUUAUUUUUUCAAUAGAAUUAAAUUCAUUUAUGCUUUAAAACAUUUGCUUCAAGAUGAAUUGUUUGUUUCGACAAUCUUAAUAUUGGACACUGAUUUACAUGAGAAUUACCAUAUAGUCCUGUCAUUGUGGUUUAAUUAAUAAUUAAUUCGAAUUUGAUAGUAAAUAAAGAUAGUCAGUAAAGAAUAACAUUUAUAGUUGUAAAAAUUGUGUAGAUUUAUUUAGCUUAUUUAUUUUCUAAGUGCAUGGUUCUAUUUUCAAAUAAAUCAACACAAAACAAUGUUAUUAAUUUUCCUUUAAAUCUGUAUUAUUUAAAACCGUCUGCUAAGGCCAAUAUUCCUUAGUUUAAUGAUUUAAAAACACUUUAAAGACAGUUCUCCUUUGUGUGGCACAGUAUAGCGUUGUCUCUUAGUUUUGACAUGAUAUUGUACAUAAUCUUUUGGAAAAUAGGCAGCUCAUUUGUUGGAGUUUAUUGUCACUACAUCAGUGUAAAUAAAAGCAUAAUAAAA